Musca domestica (house fly) is the source of this 3574-nucleotide messenger RNA. RefSeq names its product zinc finger protein 14-like. Bases 586 to 3330 code for a protein of 914 amino acids. The transcript has 3 exons. Gene Ontology annotation, cellular component: nucleus. Gene Ontology annotation, molecular function: zinc ion binding. NCBI's taxonomy places the organism in Eukaryota, Metazoa, Arthropoda, Insecta, Diptera, Muscidae. The record is from RefSeq and is a predicted model, not a curated record.
UUGUGAACAAUUAAUUUGUUGCUAAAAAGGAAUUUUGUGGUACAAAUCCAAUAUAAAAGUAUUAGUUUAUGGUGUAUAAAUGCCAAGGGAUAGCAUUUUUGUUGAUAAUUAUUGUGGGAGAGAAGUGCAGUGAGAGAGCGAGUAACGGCAUGCAAUUGUGAAUGAUUGUUUGUUAUUGUUUACAUUUUGAAAGGAGGCAUCCUCAGUAUAUAAGCUAAUCAGAAAUCCAGGAUUGUCCGGGCAGUGUAUCAAAUUUAAAGUGUUUACAUUUUGUUCUGCUACAAGUCAUGUCUGCCAGUAUCAAGCCCAGUUGAUAGCUAAUAUUGGGGAAAUGCAGGGAUAUGUUUAUAAAGGAAAAGUUGAUUGAAUUUCCGUGACGAAUUUAAUUUAAAUUUUCAGAAUAUGAACUAACGGCAUUGGAAAUCAUGCAGGACUGUGAUUGAACUUGUGUGCUCAUAUGUGCUCCAGCGUAAAUCAAAUAUUUUUUAAAUUAGGGGAGAUAUUAGUUGUCCCCCAAGAGUUUGCCAGAAGUACCUCCCUCCCUAUAGAGUCUUUGACAACGCAGAGUAUUUCCCCCACAACAAAAUGCCUGCCCAGCCAACCUGCCGUUUAUGUUUGGAAUAUUGUACUGAGGGCUAUUGCGACCUAUACAAUGAGGACUUCCAGGUUGAUUGUGAGACAACAGCAGCUACAGCGGCAAAUGAGGUUUUCGAUAUGGUCAGGAAGUACUUUCCAGAGGAUGUAUUAAAUAUGGAUUGCAAUAAAGAUCUCCGGAAAUUAUGUCUACAAUGCUGGCAUCAUAUAGAGGAAUUCCAUAAAUUUCAAGAAUCCAUAAUUUUGCUACAAAAUAUGAGAAUGAGUGGACAAGUUAUAGAAAUGGUAGACGUAAUAGAGGCCUAUGAGCCGGAGGUACCCAUUAAAUUUGAAGAGUUUAAUAUUUGUGAGCCAAAGAACACAAACGACAACACGGAACAGCCACAAGAAGAUGUGCAGAAUAUUGUGGAGGAGGAUGUAAAUGAGUUUGUUGUGGACACACGUCUCGACUCUGCUGAGGAAAAUGAAACCGACAAUUUUAUAACAGAAAUGACUGAAUCAGAAUACCACCUAGAGGCGAAUACGGAAAAUGUAAAUACCGAAGAUUUAGAUGAAUUAAUUUCAAAAUGGAAAUCAAAUCUGGAAUGUAUGGUUUGUGGUGAAAAUCACGAUAGGUUUUCAUUGCUGCGCAAACACUUCGAACAACAACAUCCCCUGGAAGAAUUCUGUAUAGUCUGCUGUGGCUUGGCACUGCAAAACAAUUUCGAAAUUGAGGGACACAUUUUGUAUCACAAGGCCUUAAACGAGUUUCGAUGUGACAUUUGUAUGAAACGUUUUGCCAAUCGAUCUUCCACAAAAAGGCAUUUCAAAACUAAACAUGCCAUGAAUUUGGCUGCUAAACAUGACACGAAUUUGGCUUCGCGAAAGCACAUUAAAAAGGAGAAGGAGAAAUUUAAACUUUAUAAAUGUAAGACGUGUGAUAAAUUGUUUUUGGAUAACAUGGCAGUUAGGGUGCACAACGAAACCGAACAUGGCGGCCAGCAAAGGGAAAUUAGUUGUAAAUUUUGUCACGGAACAUUUGCCGAAUAUGGAGAAUACCAAUUGCACUUGAAUCGGGAACAUCAGGAGGAGUGGCAGGCCCAAAGGAAUCAGGAGGCUAUUGAAAUGUUGCCGGAAAUACGGCGACAUAUGGCGGCAGGGGUUAAAUCGAAAUUCUCCAAGAUCCAAAAGCAGGCGAGACCCAUCAACGAUUCAUUGGCCAACUGUAAAUGUUGGAUCUGCGGCAAUGUUUAUCAUUCCCGGCGUUAUUUGCUGGCCCACAUUAGCCUACAUGAUGAGAACAAAGAGGCCAGGUAUUCCUGUCAAUACUGUUCGAAAAAAUAUCACCUACAAACAAGUCUCUCCUAUCACAUACGUCUCAAGCACGAACAACGUGACGCUGUUAAACCCCUGAAAUGUAAAAUUUGCCACAAGGUGUAUUACACCAAGAAAGCAAUGCGCGAACAUCAAAGCAAACACGAGGGCAGACCCUUAUUUUCUUGUAAAAUUUGUUCCAAAGAAUAUUUUCUAAGUUCCAGUUUGUCCAGUCACAUGAAAAGUUAUCAUUCGGGUGGGGUGAGAACCCGAAGAAGGGCAUCGAUAUACGAAGAGGCUAGACUAAAUUCAAGUGGCACGGUGGCAUCGUAUAAAUGCCAUAGCUGUGAUAAAGUCUAUCAAAGUAGACGAAGCCUCAGGGAACACGAAUCGAAACAUUCGGGCUACAAGGCCUACAGCUGUAACUUUUGUUCCCAACAAUUCUAUAUGCAAUCGUCCAUGUACACACACAUGAAAAAGCAGCACUACAGCCUGUAUCAAAGGAAACUCAAAUCGAAGCUUUCGAGAAGACCAAAAGAAAAGGUUACAACACCGAAAAAUCAAAGCCUGGAUGACUUGGUGAAAAGUUUGGAUAUUAUGGCUCAAGUGGAAAAUACUAAAUCACAUCAGCCACGAGAAGCCUGUAGUACCCUCAAAUACUUUGGUUUAAAAUGCCGAACCUGCAAUAAAAUCUAUCAGUCGAAACGUAGCCUACGUGAACAUGAGGCCAAACACAGCGGCAAAGAGCUGUACUCAUGUCAGUUUUGUGCAAAAAAGUUUUUCCUCAAAUCAACCAAAAGUUCACACAUCAAACGUCAUCAUCCUCAGGGAUGCAGGGCGGGCAAGGCAGGAGAAUCUGCGAUAUGUAAAAAUCAAGAACAAAAUUUUGCAAUAUAUUCCAUAAGCGAAGUAGGAGAGGGAGGAGAAGGAGAAGUAGAAGUCAGCCAAGCAGAAAAGCCCGGGGCCUUGGAAGAAACAAUUAUUUCAACGACUGAAACUACUUAUCUUAAAGACAAUGAAGAAGAUUCUUCUCUUACGGAUCCCCUAACCAGGGAACCCAAAAAUUUACUAUCUCUACUAACAACAAAUGAAACCCUAGCGAAUAAGAGAAAAUCACCAACGAGGAGCAGACGAAAUGUCAUCUCCCCCCUAGAUGAUCGACAAAAUUAUGCCUUCAAAUGUUUGAAAUGUGAUCGUCGAUAUCAAUCGAAACGUUCACUGCUCGCCCAUCAACAGGUCAUGCAUGAGGGCAAAAAAUCCUAUAGUUGUAAGUUUUGUUUCAAGAAAUUCGGCUUGGAGACCAGUAUGUAUAAUCAUUUGAGGAUACAACAUGCACAGGAGAGGUUGGCAGAGAAAAUAAACAAUGCGCAGAAUUUACUGGCGGGCGAAGAAACAGAUCAAACUUCAUUGAUUUGUAACAUCUUAGAUGAUUAUGCCAGCUAGAGGAGAUGCAAGGGUGUCGGACGUACAUCUUAAACAUUCCAAUGGCAGAAAUGGAAAAUAAAAAAUGGGAAAAACACUGGCAGCGAGAAAAGUGAUUCUCGGUCGCAUUUGAUAAUGCCCAAGGCAAUAAAAUCUGCGAUUCCCAAAGGGGAUGGGGAUGGCAAUUUUUGAUUUUCUAAGUAAAUUAAAAAAAAAUAUUUAUUAAAAAAUGGGAUUUAUUAUCAUUUCUUUAACUCUAUAAGAG